GAGUGGAGGAGAGUGAAGAGGCGGUACAAAAGAGGAGAGAAAGGAAAGAACCGGGGCACCUUGCGUCGUUAAUCGCGUCCCUGAGGUAACUUCUCCCACUCUGUCCGAGCGGCCCCACUACUAGACAUCCUCACCCCUCUCCUCCAUAUAGUCUACUGAGUCGCACUCGGCUCAGUCAGUCGCGCGACGCCGUCAGUGACGGUUGUGUUAUCCUGGUAGUUAGCGUGCUCCGCUGACUAAUCUGCACGCGCGCGCGUGUGUGUGUGAGAGUGUCACCGAGGCACGCCUGUAGCGUGCGUGCGUGCGUGUCCUGUCUGCCUACCUAAUAACAUAUAUAUAUAUAUAUGUAUAUAUAUAUAUCUAUAGAUCAUAUACAUACGUACGUGAGUCGUCUACCAACAGCGACAAAAAGCAACGACACAUUUCACGGAGCAGCCUGCAUAUAUACACACACGCGUAUAUCGCUUGUGUCCAUCCAUCCAAGUAUCCAUCCAUCCACAUACACUACUACUACUACUAUUACUACUACUACUACCGCUGCCGCAACUACUACUACUACUACUACUACUACACUAGGAAACGCGCGCACACCGCAGCGAUUGUGUAUAUAUCAUCGUCGCUUUCGUCGUCACAUCGUGCCUUCCGCUCUUGGCUGUUCGCACAAAACGAACGACGACAUCCAGUCAUGACGGCGACGCGGGAGUGUUACCCCAUACGGUUCCUCUUGGAAGAGUCGACCAAUCAACAGCGUACCAGAUACGAACGGUCUUGGAUAGAGAGCGAGAAAAGUAAGCGAGCAGACUAGCAAGCAAGCAAGCAAGCAAGAACGAAAGAACGAACGAGAGAAAGAAAGAGAGUGGGUAGGAGUUAGCGAGGUUAUCCUCGUCGAGUUCGAGCUUUGCAAAGAGGCAAGAAGCAAGCAAUAGAAGGAAAAGACACGAAGAAGCAGGAAGGUGUAAAGGUCGUGUUCGAGGCUUUGGAGGUGUCAGAGAAAGAGGAGGAGGAGGAGGAGGAGGAGGAAGAGGAGGAGGAGGAGGAGAAGAAGAAGAAGAAGAAGAAGGAGAAAAAAGAUCAAGAGAAGAGACAGAAUGAACGGCCCUGGGAGCCAUCAGCAUCGUGGCUUGGGUAUCACGGGACGUUACAGGGCCGUGGUUGGCAGUGGAGCCUCAUCGGGGCCACACACGAGGCCUACGGCGCCUCCACACCCUCGUGGGGGAUGGCAUCCCCACAACCAGCAUUCUCAGCAUACCCAACUUGGUCAGCAAUAUGCCGGAAACAAGGAAUAUCCGUAUCGACAGUGCCCGUCGCUACCGCGCUAUCAUAAUGGGGAUUGUCCAGGAGUUGGCACAUCGGCGGGUCCGGCCGGUAAGGAAGUUUCCUAUCACGCUGGCGUAGGUGGAAGCAGCGUUGGAUAUAAACCGCCUCCGCAGCACAGUCCACAGUCGAGAGGCCCACCACCUCAUUUCCCUCAGGAACCCGUCGGGCCAACGACCAAUUCUUCGCCGCUUCACAUCAGUAUUUGCGGACAAGAGAAUAUAAUGCGUGGUCCUCUUCCAAAUAUGAGUCCUGGGCUUGCAGCCAGCGAUGUGGACAUGGAAUACCGUAGAAAUUCACAAGCCACAAACCAGUUACCACUGAGUCCUGUACAGAUUCAAGCCUCGCCCGCUUAUUAUAGGCAACCUAGUCAGGAUGAUGGUAGAAAGAGCGAAUCUCCGUCUAGAAAACGUCGUCGGAUAUCUAGAAAUGGUACGGUUUCCGGAAUUGAAGUACGAGAAACUACACCACCCGCACCAACACCACCUUUACACACGACCCCACCAACCUGGGAAUUUUCAUCGGCCUCACAGCGUCGAUCUCCACGUAACCAUAUGUCUACUCGUGGUAGUCCUACAAUGAGAAAUCGUUAUCAACGAUACACGGAUUCCUUUGGUCUUUCUUAUCCCUUUAUUCCUGGCCAUAAUCCCCAUCCCACAAUUCAUAAUUCCCAUCAUGGAAUUCAUGGUUCUCAUCACAAUAUCCAUAAUUCCCAUCAUAAUCUACAUAGUUCGCAUCACAAUAUUCACAAUGCGCAUCAAACGCACCCUCGACAUCCAUCUGGCACAGGACAUCAUCCUGCGCAAGGCGCUAACGGACCAGUAGUAGUUGAUGUGGGUCAAGUCGGUGUCUCGGGUCUUGGUGUCGCUGUUAGCGGAGAACCAUUGUGGCAUCCACAAGCGACAAGUUAUAGAAUUCCUUGUCAGCUGCAUGGAAUUUAUACACCAACUGGAGCGCAUCCAUUCGCACAUUCGUGUCAAGUAACGCAUCAUCAUAAUCAUUAUCCUGCUACUCAUGCAACUCAUCCUGGUCAUAGUUUAGUAGGAUCCAUAGUUGGUGCAGCCUCUAGAGGGUAUCCAACACCUGCAGGUGGUCCAGUUGCUGCUCUUCAUCAUGCACAUGCACCACCUCCACCCGUCCAUACUACUCAUUAUACAGCCCACCACCAACUCUCUCAGCAGAGAGAGGUAGAAUUGGAAUUAAUAGAAUCCCAUCAUCAUCACAGAGUUGGAGCUACUGCCGGUGCACCGUUACCAUUGCCACAUUCGUAUUCUCCUCCAGCUCUUACUCAAGUUACAACACCGUCUCCGAUUUUCUUAUCUGAGACGCGAAAUAGUCAGUUAGAAAUGAUUCAGACAAGAACUCGUAGAGCGGCCUCGAACGUUCAUACUCUCAGGCGACCAAGAUCGAGUAGAUGGAGAGGCACGCCUCCGUUACCACCUACAACAUAUCCAGGAUUCUUGUUACAUUUCUUAGCGAUGUUCAGCAAUCCACCUUUAUCUCCAUACAGCCAUGCAGACUUGUCCUCGCCAGAUUCAGCUACGGAAAAUUACGAGGCUCUUCUAUCCUUGGCGGAAAGACUUGGAGAAGCUAAGCCACGUGGUUUAACGCGUGCCGAGGUUGAACAAUUACCUUCCUACAAAUUCAAUGCAGAAACGCAUCAAAGUGAUCAAACGAAUUGCGUUGUCUGCAUGUGCGAUUUCGAAGCUCUACAAUCGCUUCGUGUUUUGCCGUGUUCGCACGAGUUUCAUUCGAAAUGUAUUGACAAGUGGCUUAAAUCAAACAGAACGUGCCCGAUAUGUCGCGGUGACGCAGGAGAAUAUUUUGGUAACAGCGGCACAAGUAGCGACUGACGCCGAGCUGCUCAAGUGCAUUAGCGCCGAUCUUCGCCAUCGUCGCGGACGCUACUUCGCACAGAGCCUCCAGCCGUCAUGUUGUUGGUUUGUGCAAAUUUAUGUUCAUAAGCAUUUUUGCCUUUUCUCCGGUGAAAGUGAAGCGUCGAUUGUAUUUCAAACUCCUAAAAAUCCUUAGUGUCAUUCGGAAAAGGUAAAACCUCUGUUUCGAAAAAAAGGAAAGAAAGAAAAACGGAGAAAAGCGAAUGCAACAAGAGAUACAGAAAAUUAAUUCAUUUCAAAAUGUUGGACUCUUGUAAUAGAAGGGUACACAUCAUUUUUGCUUGUUUUCAGGCGUUGUAAGUUAACAAGUUAAAGAGCGUAAUUUAAUGAUACGUGUUGAAACCUUAAGAAAAAAAAAAAAAAGAAAAAAAAAAGGUUUUGCGAGAAAGUUAUAAAACUAUACAGUUUUCAUUGGCAGAAAAAUCUGUCGUUUGUUUAUUUUAUUCGGAUUCGCUUCGAUUAUGGUUUAACGCUCGUUUGUUAGUUGUGUUGCGCUAUUUUGUAUUAAUAUAUGUUUAUGUACAUAAUAUUUGUAUACAGACAAAUCAGCACUUUCCAUUAACGUUCCAUUUUUGUAAUAGCUUAAAUUCUGAUCCUAUUCUAUAAUUGUAAAUAAUUAUAUAAACGUCCGUAUACAUGCGUGCGUGCGUAUAAAAACCAAGUCUAGGUCUUUGUUUGAAAACUUACCAAAUGUAGGAUAAAUUCUUUUGCAAUAAAAGGUAAGAGAGACAUUUUUAUUGGGCAAAGAAGAAACCGUAACUUCCUAUUGUUAAUGUUUUCUUGUCUUUGUGUAGGCCGGGUGAUUAUUUUUAUUAUAUAAGGAAUGUAUGUAUCUCCACCCAUUGCGAUAUGAGUGCUAUAGAUUAAAAAGAAAAAAAAAAAAAAAAAAAAAAAAAAAAAAAAAAAAAAAGAACUGUUGAAUUGUCGCACCGAUGUCACAUAAACUAAUUUAUAAAAAAAAAAAAAAAUUUAGUGACCUCGUAUAUCUGAUUACAAAGUCAUUCCUCUCGCGGUGAUUAACAGGCAUCCCGUUGUUUUCUCUGUGUUGGUUCGAUAAAAUUUCUGUUAUACGUUUUAUGAAAUAUAUAUAUAAAUAUAUACAUAUAUAUGUAUGUGUAUAUAUAUAUAUAUAUAUAUAUAUAUAUAUAUAUAUAUAUAUAUAUAUAUGUAUAUAUAUGAAUAUAUGUAUGUAUAUAUAUGUAUAUAUAUGUAGGUAUAUAUAUAUAUAAGUAUAUAUAUAGGUCAGCCUAGCCUCAUAGAUGUACAGGUAGAUGUAAAGGUAUGCAUGUAAAUUAUUCCAACCGCGAGAGAUCAACCAGCAAGAUCAGAGAGAGAGAGAGAGAGAGAAAGAGAGAGAGAGAGAGAGAGAGAGAGAGAGAGAGAGAGAGAGAGAGAGAGAGAUCCUUCAACAACAGUUAUUCAAAAUUGCAAGAUAUGAAAAAGAAAUGAGAGUGAAAAGUAUAAGGAUACCGCUUCUGUUUCCUGCGCAUCUACCUCUGAUAGAAGAUGAAACGAAUUGAUUAAUAUUUUUUUAUACACACUUCUCAUAAAGUAUAAACAUACCUAUGUAAUAAGAAGAAGCAACAAAAAGAAAGGGGGAAAGAAAAUGUAGAGGAAAAAAUCGAGUUGGCUGUAAUUUUGGCAUGUUCAAUUGAAAUUGAUACUUUGAGAGAUUAUUAUAUCAUCUAUUUCAUCAUAAUGAGUUGACGAGUGUUAUAAUAAUCGAGUAUAGCACGGAAAGGAAAUAAGGGAAAUUUAUGUAUCGUAAGAACAAUGGUGCAUUUUAUAAAAAAGAAGAAAAAAAGAAAAGUUUUCGAAAUGGGGAUAGAACGUUGCCAUUAAAGAAAAUACACGCUUUUAGUUUUGUAUGUGUAUGUAUGUAGGUAUGUAUAUAUGUAUAUAUAUAUAUAUAUAUAUAUAUAUAUAUAUAUAUAUAUAUAUAUAUAUAUAUAUAUAUAUAUAUCAAACGCUUUUUCUAUUUAUAUGUUUCGGUACAAAGGUGGAUGAAGAGUUUUCAACAUUUGUAGCACGUUUAUGAUUACGUAUACAUUAUACUCCUUAAAUCUUCGAAUGUAUCGUCGAAUAACAAAAAAAUACAGUCGAAUAGGCAUGAUUUACAAAGGCUGUUUUUUUUGUUCGAAAUAACAAAACGUAUGUACAAUGAAUUUUAUCGAAUAUGUUUCGUUAUGUUACUUUGUAUUAUUGGAUCAGAGCGAAGUAAAACUGCCCGAUAAAAUCGUUUGGAAAUGGUAAAUGAAUCGUCAAGUGAAGGCUUUUCAAAAGUAGCAGGAGAGACAAAUUUUGAAAAUGGAAGAAGAUCAGAGAAAUUGCAUAGAGCCGAAAAGUUUCUUCUCCGAAUUGUGUCUAUCAUUUUAAAGAUCAACACAUUUCUACAUAUAAAUAUUUCUGCUACUGCUAUAACUGACUCGUUAAAUUAUUAGUUCUCGGUAUAUACCAUUUUAAUCUAUGAGCGUGCGUCUUUGAGAAAUGCAAAGAAAAAAGAAAAAAAAAAAAAGAAAAAGAUAAUAAGAAACAAAAAAUACGAGAACUAAGAAUCUCUUAGAACUAAGAUCGUAUCAGUAAAUCUUCUUGAUCUAUCCUUCCACUUCUCAUUGCGUGCCUUUACUAUUAGUAAUCGAAAUACAUACUAUAUCGUGAAAAUUCGAAAAAGAGAAACAGAGAAAAGAUAUAAAAAGAAUACAGAGAUAGGCAUGUGGUACCGUGCGAUAUCAUAAACUGCUCGCACAAAAGGACGCUUGGAAAAUUCAUAUAUAAAGAGAGAUAAAUAGAAAGGGGGGGAGGGAGAGGGAGAAAGAAAGAGAGAGAGAGAGAGAGAGAGAGAGAGAGAGAGAAAGAAAAAGACGGAAAAUCAACUCGCGUAAUCACAAGCAUAUGUGUGCCUGUGUAUGAGUGUGCGUGGUGUGCGUGCGUGCGUGUAUGGGUGUGUCAACCUGCGAAGUUGCAUGACAAAUAUCAACUUUAGAUUUAUUUUUUAACAAAAGGCUGACGAAAGAAGAAAAAGAAAAAAGAAGAUUGCUAUCAUCAUUUGCAAUUCACUUCAUGCAUAUGCGUUUGGUUACUUUAACAAUCUCUUGUAAAACGAUCUAUAUAUGUUGAUGGUGCUGUGCACUAUUAUUGGGUGCUCCUGUUUCAUAUAUUUUUUUCUUUUUUCUUUUUAUUUUUUUUUCUUUUUUUGCUUCUCUCUCUCUCUCUCUCUCUCUCUUUCUCUCUCUCUCUCUCUCUCUCUCUCUCUCUCUCUCUCUCUCGAUUCAUCCUCCUUUUCGCAGGUCGACACACAAAAGAUAAAGAUAACGAUUUACUCCCAUACGCGUGGUAAUACUAGCCCGUACAAGAGAAUCAUACGUAAGUAGAGUGUGUGUACUAAUUUAGAAACGCGUCAUAUAAUUACGGGUCUAACAACUGACACGUAGCGUGUAGAGUACGGUAAUCCUAUCACAAAAAUAAAAUGCAAUAUCAAAAGGCAUAUGUGUAAGUGGCGAUCAAAAAGUAUAAAGAUAGAAAGGAAAGUAAAGAAAAAUUAUAGAGGAAGAAAUGAAAAGAAGAAAAAGAAAAGAGAGAGAGCAUCGUUAAUCCUUUUUAGGCGCAUAAAAACACAUAUCAUUUUCCAUAGCAACUCACAAGUUUUGUCUUUCUCAUCCCUUCAAAAAAGUGAUACUAUUAGUAAAGAGAAAGCAGAGAAAGAGAGAGAGAGAGAGAGAGAGAGAGAGAGAGAGAGAGAGAGAGAGAGAGAGGGUGGGAGAAACCGGAGGGGAAAAAAAAGAAAUUUGCUCGUGUGUUUCAAACUUAUAUUUUAAGCGUACGUACAUACUAAUACUACAUAGAGAAACUUUCGAGACGAGGGACGAGUGCUCGACCGUAAAGAUCUAUCACCGUAAAAAUUCUAAUUGAAUCUUAAUUGAAUAUUAAUGAACACUAUUAAAAAUUAGAAUUUUACAUGUAUUUAAAACUCGUAACUAAUUUUUUGUGGCCUUUUUGUUCUGAUUUUUCUUGGUUUUUUUUCUUUUUUUUUUUUUCUUUUUUUACUUUUUUUUUUUUGAGAAGGAUUUCACAGUCAUAUCACUGUAUGUACAGAUAGUGCAAAUAAUUCUCAGGCGUACGUCAUUCCUGGAUUAUUUUUUUUCGACAAUGCGAAAAAGCUUUCAAGACUGGUGUCAUUAAAAUGAAUGAAUUUUUUCGGCUGCGACGAUUUCAUACCGUUCGACGCUUUGUCUCUCAAUAUGUUUAGAUUCUAAGGCAUAGUAUUAAUUAUUAUCCUUAUAAUUAUCCAGACCUGGUUGACUGACUCAACUUUAUGCUCGUUUCUCGCUUUAAGAAAAUAUUACUUUUUCCAUUAUCCAAGGUAAACAUUAAACCAAUUCAUAUUGUUUCUACUUGUAUAUAUAUUAAUUUUUACUUAAGUUCGAGUUCUAAUAUUGAAAGGAAUAAGCAAGUUAAAGAAAAAAAGUGAGAAAAGGGAAUAAAUAAUAUAUUUUUUGUUAGUUUAACUAGGUCUGACGUAUAUUUAAGUACACUUUACGAUCAGCUUAUCGAUCAUUUCUUUAAAACAUAUUAAAUAUUAUCGAUUCCUCGAUCGUUCGUUUCAACGAGAAAUUUAAUAAUAUUCAAAUCCUGGUAAAUUUAUGAAAAAAGAAAAAAAAAAUUUGUAAACGGUUUACAAAAUCCAUUUAAAUUUUCCUUCUAUUUCUCAUUCCAAUUAUAAUCCUAAACUCGAAUCGUUGAGGAUAUUCGAGGGAUCGACGAAAAGAAAUAGUACCAAAAAGAAAAAAAAAUUCUUCCGAGGUGAUACGCGAGAGAAUUGCUUUUUAAAUAAGGGGAAAAAAAACUUGGACAAAAAGUAGUUUGAUUACACGUACAUACACGCCGAAAAAUUAUUGUUUCUGUGAUUACAUAAAUAUUUAUUAGUUCAUGAUUAGAGAGACACGAUAAGAGAAUCUCUGUGGAAAUCAAAAUUCGAAUAAAAAUAGCAAUGAUCAAGAGAUGAAAAAUAUCUUUACGAAAAAACGAAAGAAUUAAAGAAAGAAAGAAAAAGAAAAAUGAAACAAAAUGAAAGGAGAGAUCUUGACGAAGGGAGAAUUUUGAACGAGAAUCAUAUUCAGUGACCUGACGAGAUAGAGGCUUAUUUUUUCUUACUUCCCUCCGAUUAAAAAAAAAAAAGAAAAAAAAAAAA
This is a messenger RNA of Vespa velutina, 8397 nucleotides long. It is a transcript of the gene mura, whose product is annotated as E3 ubiquitin-protein ligase RNF38. NCBI's taxonomy places the organism in Eukaryota, Metazoa, Arthropoda, Insecta, Hymenoptera, Vespidae. The coding region runs from base 1089 to 3167 and encodes 692 amino acids. The record is from RefSeq and is a predicted model, not a curated record. The transcript is spliced from 10 exons.